Callithrix jacchus (white-tufted-ear marmoset) is the source of this 1972-nucleotide messenger RNA. It is a transcript of the gene MAPK3, whose product is annotated as mitogen-activated protein kinase 3. Gene Ontology annotation, molecular function: MAP kinase activity; ATP binding. Gene Ontology annotation, biological process: protein phosphorylation. The record is from RefSeq and is a predicted model, not a curated record. NCBI's taxonomy places the organism in Eukaryota, Metazoa, Chordata, Mammalia, Primates, Cebidae.
GCGCGCGGCCCCGCGGGUGACAGGCGGGCGGGAAGGGGCGGGGCCUCGGGCGGGGCCGCUGAGGGGAGGAGGGCGGCGGGAGGGGAGGAGUGGAGAUGGCGGCGGCGGCGGCGGCGGCGGCUCAGGGGGGCGGGGGCGGGGAGCCCCGGAGAGCCGAGGGGGUCGGCCCGGGGGUCCCGGGGGAAGUGGAAAUGGUGAAGGGGCAGCCGUUCGACGUGGGCCCGCGCUACACGCAGCUGCAGUACAUCGGCGAGGGCGCUUACGGCAUGGUCAGCUCGGCCUAUGACCACGUGCGCAAGACUCGAGUGGCCAUCAAGAAGAUCAGCCCCUUCGAGCAUCAGACCUACUGCCAGCGCACGCUCCGGGAGAUCCAGAUCCUGCUGCGCUUUCGCCAUGAGAAUGUCAUCGGCAUCCGAGACAUUCUUCGGGCGUCCACCCUGGAAGCCAUGAGGGAUGUCUACAUUGUGCAGGACCUAAUGGAAACUGACCUGUACAAGUUGCUUAAAAGCCAGCAGCUGAGCAAUGACCACAUCUGCUACUUCCUCUACCAGAUCCUGCGGGGCCUCAAGUACAUCCACUCCGCCAAUGUCCUCCACCGGGAUCUAAAGCCCUCCAACCUGCUCAUCAACACCACCUGCGACCUUAAGAUCUGUGAUUUCGGCCUGGCCCGGAUUGCUGAUCCUGAGCACGACCACACUGGCUUCCUGACAGAGUAUGUGGCUACACGCUGGUACCGGGCCCCAGAGAUCAUGCUGAACUCCAAGGGCUAUACCAAGUCCAUCGACAUCUGGUCUGUGGGCUGCAUUCUGGCUGAGAUGCUCUCCAACCGGCCCAUCUUCCCUGGCAAGCACUACCUGGAUCAGCUCAACCACAUUCUGGGCAUCCUGGGCUCCCCAUCCCAGGAGGACCUGAAUUGUAUCAUCAACAUGAAGGCCCGAAACUACCUACAGUCUCUGCCCUCCAAGACCAAGGUGGCCUGGGCCAAGCUUUUCCCCAAGUCGGACUCCAAAGCCCUUGACCUGCUGGACCGGAUGUUAACCUUUAACCCCAACAAACGGAUCACAGUGGAGGAAGCGCUGGCCCACCCCUACCUGGAGCAGUACUAUGACCCAACGGAUGAGCCAGUGGCCGAGGAGCCCUUCACCUUCGACAUGGAGCUGGAUGACCUACCCAAGGAGCGGCUGAAGGAGCUCAUCUUCCAAGAGACAGCACGCUUCCAGCCUGGGGCGCUGGAGGCCCCCUAACCUAGACAGAUAUCCUGUGCCCUGGGGCCUGAUAAGGAAACUGAGCUCCAGCCUGCCCAGCUGUGAGGGUGAUGGGCUGCACCGGGUCUGCCCGAGGGUGCUGAUGACUCCUCUCCUGCCUGCUUCCCUCUUUAGGAGCUGCCUUCCUCCUGCCCCUCUCCUGCCGGACUGUUAGAAAAUGGACACUGUGCCCAGCUCAGACCUUGGCAGCCCAGCCGGGGUGGAACAUGGGCCUGGCCACCUCUCUCCUUUGCUCAGGCCUCCAGCUUCAGGCAGGUCAAGGCCUCCUCCUCUCUGCCUGUCCUCUCCACAGGGCAUCGGAGGCUCAGGUGGCCCCAGUUCAGUUUCCCGCUGCUGCUGCUGUGCCCUUCCCCAGCGUCCCAGUCUCUGCAGUUCUGGAAUGGAAGGGCUCUGGCUGCCCAACCUGCUGAGGGGCGGGGGUGGAGGGUGGGGGGCAUUGAGUAGGACUCAGGGCCAGGCCUUCCUCCUCAUCUCAUUCAACCCCCUCCCUAGUUUCCCUGAAGGAACAUUCCUUAGUCUCAAGGGCUAGCAUCCCCGAGGAGCCGGGCCAAGCUGAAUCCCCUUCCUGUCAAAGCUGCCACUUUGAGCGCCCUCACUGCUUCUGUGUGUGGUGAUCGGAGUGGAGCUGGGGGGCGUGGAGAGCCCGGCACCCCCACCACCUCCUUGGCCCGUCUAAUAUAUAAAUAUAGAGAUGUGUCUAUGGCUGA